AUGAUGUACCUGACCGCUGAGAUCCUGGAGCUGGCUGGAAACGCCGCCCGCGACAACAAGAAGACCCGCAUCAUCCCCCGUCACCUGCAGCUGGCUGUCCGCAACGACGAGGAGCUCAACAAGCUGCUGGGCGGCGUCACCAUCGCUCAGGGCGGCGUGCUGCCCAACAUCCAGGCCGUGCUGCUGCCCAAGAAGACCGAGAAGCCCGCCAAGUCCAAGUAAAGCCCGACACCCGCACACAUAAAGUUA
Stegastes partitus (bicolor damselfish) is the source of this 249-nucleotide messenger RNA. RefSeq names its product histone H2A-like. The transcript is spliced from 3 exons. Gene Ontology annotation, cellular component: nucleosome. Lineage: Eukaryota; Metazoa; Chordata; Actinopteri; Pomacentridae. Gene Ontology annotation, molecular function: DNA binding; structural constituent of chromatin; protein heterodimerization activity. The record is from RefSeq and is a predicted model, not a curated record. The coding region runs from base 1 to 222 and encodes 73 amino acids.